AUGGCUGAGUUAGGGAAAGGGGUCACUGCGGGGAAACUCGCAAGCAAUGUGCAGAAAAAAUUAACCAGGGCGCAGGAAAAGGUUUUGCAGAAGCUUGGUAAAGCAGAUGAGACAAAGGAUCUUGCGUUUGAGGAAGGAGUGAUCAAUUUCAACAAACAGCUGGCAGAGGGCACUAAACUGCAGAAGGAUCUGCGCGCGUAUCUGGCUGCCGUGAAAGCGAUGGCUGAGUCCUCCAAACGCUUGCAGGAUUGCCUGGUUGACAUGUAUGAGCCGGAGUGGUACGGCAAGGAUGAAGUCGACUCCGUUACAGAGGACAGUGAUCUUCUGUGGACUGACUUCCAUCAGAAAUUAGUGGAUCAUGCUUUAAUAUCCAUGGACACAUACCUGGGGCAGUUUCCUGAUAUUAAGGCCCGUAUUGCGAAGCGAGAUCGGAAGCUGGUGGACUUCGACAGUGCUAGACACACCUUUGCAUCCAUACAAAAAAGCAAGAAGAAGGUGGGGCCAGCGUCGCUGUUGGAGAGAGCCACUCCGGGAUGGGCUCAGGGGAUUUUGUCUGCACAUAAUGUCGCCCAGACAAACCUCUCUAGAAGUCAGGCAGAGGAGGAACUGGAGAGAGCCCAGAAGGUCUUUGAAGAGAUAAAUGUUGACCUUCAGGAGGAGCUGCCCUCACUGUGGAACAGUCGUGUUGGUUUCUAUGUCAACACGUUCCAGAGUGUGUCAGGUCUGGAGGAGAAAUUUCACAGAGAGAUGGGCAAGCUGAAUCAAAACCUGUACGAUGUUCUGGUUAAACUGGAGGGACAAGAUAUGUCCAGUGACUCACAGGAGAGAGCCAAUCACACCCUCAGUCCUGGGGGACCUCCAGCAAUCCCCAAAUCCCCAUCUAAGUUAAAACCAGCCGUUCCUCCUCCACCCAAGGUCACUCCAUCCAAAGACCUGAAGCAGGAAAAUAUCAUUAACCUGUUUGAUGAAGCUGCUGCUACACCGGGCAUAAGUGUCACCUCUCCAACACAGUACGAUGCUCCAGCUACUGCAAACCUCUUAGACAUGGACAUAGACUCCCUGCCAGUGUCCAGUCCAGCUGGCUCAGCCACCACCCCUGCCGCCCAGGCAGCCACCUGGGACUCGUGGGAGCCAGAGGAAACUCCUGCACCAGAGGAGCCCCAGCAGUGGGAUGACGAUGGUAGCCAAUCGGCUCAAACCGGCUGGGACGAUGAUCCUAUCAAGAGUGCCCAAAGAGGCUGGGGCGACGAUGGUACCCAGCAGAGCUGGGGCGAUGAUGAUGGUGGGGCACAGACAGCUGAGCCGGCCAAUGAGAGUCCAGAGCCAGUGGAGAUGCCCCCAGGCUUCCUUUACAAAGUGAUGGCAAUGCAUGAUUAUACUGCAAACGAUUCAGACGAGCUGGAGAUGAAAGCCGGAGACGUCGUGCUAGUUAUGACCUACGAUAACCCUGAGGAGCAGGACGAAGGCUGGCUGAUGGGGAUAAAGCAGGCGGACUGGGUCCAGAGCAAGGAGCUGGGAACCAAAGGAGUGUUUCCCGAGAAUUUCACUCAGAAGAUGUGA
This is a messenger RNA of Chanos chanos (milkfish), 1560 nucleotides long. RefSeq names its product bridging integrator 1a (gene bin1a). The coding region runs from base 1 to 1560 and encodes 519 amino acids. Lineage: Eukaryota; Metazoa; Chordata; Actinopteri; Gonorynchiformes; Chanidae. The transcript has 18 exons. The record is from RefSeq and is a predicted model, not a curated record. Gene Ontology annotation, cellular component: synaptic vesicle; plasma membrane; cytoplasm. Gene Ontology annotation, molecular function: tau protein binding; phospholipid binding.